AUGGCAAUUGUGCAAUUAAAUGUUGCCGAGGCGCGCUUCAAAUCUAACUCAAAACUCAUUACGGACUUGCCCUCAGUAUCCGACUUUCAAUUGGACAAGAUCUUGUCUGAAAUCGUUUCUCCAGACAUCAAUAACCUUAAAGAUUCAGUUCUUCUAGCUAGAGACAAUUAUCAACGAGAUUUGAGGCAUGAGCUAAAAAAAUAUCUUUGUUUGGAGCAACAGCUUCAGCACAAAAACAUAAAAGUCUUGAGAAUGUCUAAGGCUUUCUUGGAUAAACUUUCAAAGUUGAAAAAGGAGGCCCACAAAUCGAAGAAGUCAGCAACCAAAUUGAAAUCGGGUAGGCAGGGCCGUGAGGAAAGUUUUGAUCUCAAGGUAGUUCAAAAUAAUUUAUCACUCAAUUCCAAACGGGCACGCAAUUUACUCACGAGACUAAUACAAUUGAAUACCAAAGUGACCGGCUCGACUCAAAUAAAUGCUGAAACAACACCAUUGAUUUAUAGGCUUGGAAGGUCGCAUCAAGACAAUUCUGGAAAAUCAUCGAAUGUGUCUCCCUCGGAUAACUCCAAAGCUUCACACAACUCACUUUCAAAUGAAACUUUAAGUACAGACUAUGAGGCGGGCGAUUUCAAUCAGAUUAUAGAAUCCAACAUAUAUUUGUACAGACAGCGAAUCAUGGCAAAGCAAAAAGAAAAAGAAGACAAAUGUCAGGAGUCGUUUCUGGAAGGUUUUGACGAUGAUCGGUCCCCAACACAAAAGGUGAAGGGUAAACCUUCACUACAUAACUUUGCUACUGCGAAGUCCAGUGCAACCGUAUUUGAAACCAAUCUGAACUCACUACAUAAGAAACUCCGCAUAAAUCCUCAUCCAUUGGCCAUAUAUAAUAGUGUCAUGAGCGGAAGCGCUCUAGAUGAAACCGAGGUUUUUGGAGACGUUUCUGGGGUAAGUCGAAACGAAAAAUUUGUAGACUCUUCAAGAGCGGGAAAAUUUACAUCGGGACCUUCUGAGACACUUUAUCUCAAAAUAUUACAAAUAUCUGAGGCGAAUCAAUUGCAAAAUUCCUCCGGGUCGGAUGGCAGCAUGUCAGACGAGGAACAGAGCCAAAGUUCCUCUUCAAAUCAAAGCGCAGUACCGCGUGGGUCUUCUGCAGCCUCUGACAAACAAAAUUUCUUCUCGUUCCAUCCAGUUCAGAAACAUACCCCUCUCCAUCAUACCCAUCGACCUAGUCAGUCAAUUUUGAAAAAGAAGUGCAUACCUAUGACCAAACCAAAAGUGUUGGCUCCUGGAAGUUCUACUUCACAAGAUGAUACGACUCUGUCAAAACUGAAUCAGAGUAAAGGAGAUUUUCCGGUGAGCGCAGUCUCUGUGAGAGGACAUUUCAUAUCAACCACGGAAUCUAUUACUCCUAUUUUGCAAGCAAUGAGAAGUCCCGAUGCUCCAACUGAUGAUUCUCGUGGCGAGACAAACGUUGAACUGUGA
Molecule: messenger RNA, 1476 nt
Organism: Australozyma saopauloensis
Lineage: Eukaryota; Fungi; Ascomycota; Pichiomycetes; Serinales; Metschnikowiaceae
Exons: 1
Coding region: 1-1476 (491 amino acids)
Source: RefSeq, a predicted model, not a curated record